Messenger RNA from Syngnathus acus (greater pipefish), 2118 nucleotides. RefSeq names its product solute carrier family 22 member 15 (gene slc22a15). Gene Ontology annotation, cellular component: membrane. The record is from RefSeq and is a predicted model, not a curated record. Gene Ontology annotation, biological process: transmembrane transport. The transcript has 14 exons. Bases 216 to 1688 code for a protein of 490 amino acids. Gene Ontology annotation, molecular function: transmembrane transporter activity. NCBI's taxonomy places the organism in Eukaryota, Metazoa, Chordata, Actinopteri, Syngnathiformes, Syngnathidae.
UCAAUCUGUACCUUGUGGAGUUCGGUCAGUUUUUAAUACAGAUGCUCCUCUUUCUCCAGGCUUAGAGUCUGUUAAGAACCACUGCCGGGCAACAGUCGUCGACUUAAACUCCAACAAAAGCGCGGGUAAACUCUACUUCUUUGAAGCUAACCCGGAAGUGCUCGUCGUCGUACCUCUUGUUUGUUUCAUCAUCUUUGCUGCAGCUGUCUAUCGGGAUGGACGUGGAGGAAGCUUUUCAGGUGGUCGGGGAGUUCGGCGCCUACCAGAAACGAGCCGUCGCCGUCCUGGCUCUGACCCAGGUGUAUAUGGCGUGCCAGUCCAUGUUGGUGGUUUUGGUGGGAGCGUCUCCAGAGGUGCACGUGGAGAAGCACGACGGCGUUCAUUCACCGGUCACAUUUUUCGGGGACGUGGACUCCAUUGUGACGGAGUGGCUCCUGGUCAAGCAGCAGUCCUACAAGGUCAGCUUGGCUGGAUCACUAUUCUUCGCUGGCCUCCUGCUCGGGAGCUUCGUUCUCGGGCCUCUCUCUGACACCGUCGGCAGGAGACCCGUCUACCUGACUGCGCUGUUCCUGGAGGUGCUCCUGGGUUACGUGACGGCGGCGUCUCCGAGCUACGAAGUGUUCGCCGCCUCCCGCCUCCUGGUGGGCCUGAUGAACGGCGCCAUCGGCCUGGUCUGCUUCAUCCUCACGCAGGAGUACGUGGGCAAGUCCUACUGGGCCGUGACUGGGACGCUGACGAGCAUGACGUUUGCGGUGGGCAUCGCCCUCUUUGCGGCUCUGGGUUUCGUCAUAAGGCCAUGGAGGACGCUUGCGACAGCGGCCAACACUUGGGGAGUCCUCUGCUUCCUGCUGUCCACGUGUGUGCCCGCGCUGUCCACAACGCUUCCGGAGUCUCCUCGCUGGCUCUACUGUCGCCGUCGCACCCGGCGGGCGCAGGAGGUGAUGCGCUACAUGGCUCUGAUGAACGGUCGCCCUGCGCACAAGCUGACCUUGCGGCCGGCCGGAGGUGGCUCGGGCGGCUCAGGCGGUUCGGGCAUCCUGCAGCUGGCCACUCAUCCUCUCCUCCGUCUCAGGACGUUCCUGCUCAUGUAUGUCUGGUACGCAUGCAGUCUGGUGUAUUACGGCCUGACACUGGGCGCCGGGGAUGUGUCGGGAAACCGUUACCUGAAUGUGGCCAUGUCUGGUCUGGUGGAGCUGCCAGCCUACCCGCUCUGCGUCUAUUGCAUGAACCGACCCUGGGCCGGCCGGAGGAAGAGUUUGUCGGCUUUCUUAUGUUUGUCUGCGUGGGCCUGCCUUGGCGCCAUCUUCAUUCCAGAAGACGCGGAGACGUCACUGGGCGUGACCUCCUUGGCGCUGUUAGGAAAGCUGACGGUGAGCGCGGCCUUCAACAUCGUGUACGUGUACACGUCAGAGCUGUACCCCACUGUGGUCAGGAACGCCGGCCUGGGAGUUUGUGCCAUGUCCUGCAGAGUAGGAGGAAUUCUUGCUCCCUUUGUGCCUUCCAUGCGGGCGUUGGCCGCGGCCGUGCCUUUCAGCGUCUUCUCUUUGAGCGGCCUCUCCGCUGGCGCUUUGGUGCUCCUGCUGCCCGAGACCCUUGGCGCACCACCGGCACACACACUAGAACAGCUCCAUCCCGGCAGCCGCCGAGUCCUGGAGAACAAGCCUCUCCUCUACCAAGAUGACAAAUAGCAACCCGGUGUUAAAAGAAGCCACCGGCAUCAUCUGACUACUCACCGGACCUCCGACUGGCUACUGUUCUUCCCUUCCGAGUGGGCGGGACCAGUGGGGUAGGCGCCCAACAUUGCAGAAGAGCUUUUUUGCAUUGCUGCAUCGAAAUGUUUCACAAUGAAACUGGUUUCAAUGGUGAUAUUUAUUAGUCACAUGUACACGUAUUCACUAAAUUGUCCAUUUUUUUUUCUUUUUUUGCAUGAAAAGUUGUCUUUUUGUAACCCUUAUAACAGAAUGCUGUAUUUGGACAAAUGGGAACACAUACAACAUAUUGUCAAUGUUUCCCUGUCUUGAUGACCAGGGAACGGCUGAAACCUACCAUUGACUGAAUUGGAAGUUGUUUACAGUCUGUCCAUCAUAGGGAGCAUCAUAUUUGAUCUCAGAGGCAAAU